Messenger RNA from Diabrotica virgifera virgifera (western corn rootworm), 803 nucleotides. RefSeq lists its product as uncharacterized. The record is from RefSeq and is a predicted model, not a curated record. NCBI's taxonomy places the organism in Eukaryota, Metazoa, Arthropoda, Insecta, Coleoptera, Chrysomelidae. The transcript is spliced from 3 exons. Bases 116 to 469 code for a protein of 117 amino acids.
AGAAAUGUAGUAAAUCCAGAGCAAUAAAUAGUUGGCGUCCAAAAUUUCGGUUUUAUUAAUCCACUAGUUAACUUAAAAUCCAUAGUAUCUGCCUUAGCUUUGAGUUAUUUGAAUCAUGUCUGUUAAAAUGACCAUUGCUUCUGCACUUCUGGUAGUACUUAUCUGCCAGUCGAUUUCUGUAUCUAAUGCUAAAAAUUUAGUAGACUGCCCAGAUACUUCACUUGCAAGAAACGAAGUAUACGAUAAAGAAAUAUCAACAAGUGUUGUUGGAAGUUCCAUCAGGGUACGCAUUCCAGACAGUCUCUUCUUUCCAAACAAAAUUACGUGUAUCAUAAUAUUGGAUAACCUCGAUUCACCAAAUAUACCUUUCAUUGAGGAAGGAGGACUCAACCAAAAUUAUGCCCUUAUUUCUGUCAAGCCUAGUGGGACCGAAAUCCUCAGUUAUAGGAUUCAAGUAUACACAAUGUAAAAAUGUAAUUGUUCCUUACAAUAUUGUAUAAAUUAUUUUUGUUGUAAUAAGUAAAACAAUAAAGGCCAAGUUAGCUACAGUAGGAAAAAUGAAAGAAUACCCAUGAACGAACAUAUAAAACACGCUGUAUUUUCCUGUCACCGUGUCAUACAAAAAAUUGGCCAGCGCAAGUACAUGUAAUAAUUAUUAUUACAAGUACUUCCGCUGGGCAAUUUUCUUUGUGACACGGUGACAGGAAAAUACAGCGUGUUUUAUAUGUUUGUUCAUGGGUAUUCUUUCAUUUUUCCGACUGUAGUACACAUAUUGUAUAAUUUUUCACAUUUGCAAAAAACAA